Messenger RNA from Mizuhopecten yessoensis (Yesso scallop), 3922 nucleotides. RefSeq names its product tripartite motif-containing protein 2-like. Gene Ontology annotation, molecular function: zinc ion binding. Lineage: Eukaryota; Metazoa; Mollusca; Bivalvia; Pectinida; Pectinidae. The record is from RefSeq and is a predicted model, not a curated record. The coding region runs from base 351 to 2405 and encodes 684 amino acids. The transcript is spliced from 2 exons.
AGGGCCUGUUCCUCCGUCAAACAUCCAUUUCUAUAGCGUUAGAUUUGUUUGUCCCGCCGCUAGGACAACGGUCAGGCUGUGACGGGAGUGUUUUGUAAAAAUUCCCACGGAUUAAUAUAUUUAGUUCAAAAUUAGACAAAAGAUUUUGAUAUUUGCUAAUGAAAUAUUCGUUCAUUUUAUAUAUUUAUGUGUGUGUGAUCCGCUCGAGAACUGACCGACUGAUAUUACUGUGACGUGUUAGGUCUUGUCAGAAGUUGAUGAAGAACAUCGGGAUUCGUAAAUUUUGGGAGAUACGGAAUAAUCUCAAGAUAACGACAAUACUUAGAAAAAAAGCAAACAAUUGAUCAGCGAUGGCAAAGAAUGCCUCCCAAACAGGGGAGAAAAUCCUCGUGUGUGGACUUUGCUCGAACUGGUUUAAGAAACCUAGGACUCUGACGUGUCUUCAUUCUUACUGUGAUAACUGCCUGUCAAAACACAUACUCAGUUCUGUCUCUAGAGGGGAAGUCACAAAUCGAUCUGCAACAUCCUCCAUGACAAAAGAGUUCAAUUGCCCUCUUUGCGAUAAGGUCAUCACGCAUGACAGUUUUAGCAAACUUCCGCCAAAUCAGUGGGUGAACGAAUUUCCGGUGAACAAGUUCCUGUUGGAUCUGCUUGAUAUUGAAAAGUUGAAAAGGGGAGACAAAUCAUGUGGCCCAUGUAGUAGAAAUGGUGAGGAGUCAACAAUCACUUCCUGGUGCAAGGAAUGCCGGGACGGUCUGUGUGACAAUUGUGCGAAAGUCCACAAAGGAAUGCGUGUAUCUAUGGAACAUACAGUGCUAACACGUGCCGACUACAUGAAACAGAUGGAUCUCCUGAAGGAAUACCAGGAACCGUGCAGGAAGCAUGCGGGAAAGACGCUUGAUAUGUAUUGCAUGUUCGAAAGAGAACUGUGUUGUCCAAAUUGUGUAGCGGAGGAACACAGAAAAUGUGAAAAGGUUGUACCAGUGGCUGAAGCCGCCAUUAAAAUCAGAACCGAACGUGAACCAGCAUUUCUCUCCGACUCACUGGAGCAGUAUAUCAAACAUAUCGAACGUACCAUGACAGACAGAAACAACCACACCAAGAAGUUGGAGGAUACUAAGAAAAGUCUGACAGAAGACUUUGCUAAUAUCCGCAUCCAAAUAAUCAAUAUGUUAGAUAACAUGGAGAAAUCAGCAAAAAAGGAACUCACUCUAAUACACGGUGAUGAAAUAGCGCAGAUACAGAAAGAAGUGAAGAAAUGCAAAUCAAUGAAAGAGGCAGUAUCCAAUGCACAGGUCUUACUGAAGAUGGCCGAAGAGCAUGGUAGCGAUUCAAGAUUGAUGAACACUUUAGAGAUGAUCCGAAAGGAAUGUUUCUGGUAUGAGGAAGACAUGGGGAAGCUGAGAACCAAACUACAAGACUGUGAUUACGACUUCGAGAAGGACCACACCAUUGAUAACUUGAGGCGCACUGUCAAACAACUCGGUAAAAUAAGCGUCAAACACGUCCCGUCUAAGUUGCCGCCCUUCCCAAACAUUGUCACAUUUGACCGUGUCGAGCAGCUUAAGAUGAACAAGUCUACACUCUCCCUCCGUGGACGGCGAAUCGAGUUACUGAGGACAUUCGAGGGAAAGCAAGAAGACGACAAUGCAGAGUGUUGGCACACGGGUGCAGCCUUUCUAGGUGAUGGCAAGCUCGCCUUGGUGGACAGACAGAACAAGAAACUGAAGAUCUACAACAAGAGCUAUCGCGUCCAGCACACAUUUCCAUUGUCGUCUAAACCAUGGGACGUGACCUUGGUGAGUAGUAAUGAAAUAGCAGUUACACUUCCGGAGGAAUACGCCAUCAUGUUGCUGGUCGUAGAUGAUGAAAUAACACAGUCCGACUACUUCUCGACGGAUGAGCGAUGCUAUGGCAUCACGUUCGCCAGAGGCAAAUUCUUCACGCUUUGUUAUGACGGCGCUCCGCCUGCGCUCAAGAUAAUCGGUUCAGAUGGAAAAGAGAUAGCAGCAAUAUCACAGGACGAUUUCGGAAGUCCGCUCUUCUCUCGGCCUAUCUAUGUCACCUCAAACUCGUCGGGGACCAUGAUCUACAUCACAGACGAGCGGCGUGGCUCCAUUACCACGCUAACGGAAACAAAGCAGUACUACUUCAAUUACUCCUGUCUGGAGGUGAGCCACGCCGCGGGCAUUGCUGUCGACCAAGCGGGAAACUUGUACGUGUGUCGAAACCAUGCAAAGAGCGUCCAGUUGGUGUCACCAGACGGGGAAAGACUGAAGACCCUUGUGGCCAGGGAUAAAAUCUCCUAUCCCCGGGCCAUCGCUUAUGACCCUACAGAUGAGAGGCUUGUAGUCACUCAGGGAGACAAAAGUGCCGUCAAAGUGUUUCAGUUCAUGGCGUCAUGAAUAGCUUAGUGGCAUGAUUACAUGGAAGCAAAUUCCAGUAAACAUACCCACGCAUUGCCUGUAUUCAGUGAAUAUUUUCUUAAUUUAAAUGCUUAAUAGCAUGGCUAGGGAGCUAUAUGUAAACCCUUAUUAUGUUUUUCAAUCACACACUGGCCUCCGUCUGUUCCACGGUAAAAUCUACUGUUUAAGGCCUUAUGCAAUUGCAUUUAAGGUUCGGUUUUGGAUACAAGUAUGUUAUAUGCUACAUCGUUAAUCGAUAUUUUCUGUCAAUACCGCGAGACUUUUAAAUAUGCUAAUGAUAUGUGACUAGAAAUGUUCAGUGAAUGUUGUGUAACCAAAGUCUCUGUCAAUAUCGUUCGACUAUUCGUGUGUUAUGGAUGACCAGACAUGCUCUCAGUAUUACGUUAAUAUUCCGUGUGACUAUCCAUGUUCUUUCAAUAUCGUUUUACCAUUCAUGUUUUAUGCAAAGCAUGUGACCAGACAAUAUUUACGUACUACAAAAAGUACGUGAACAAUAUUAAUUUUCUAUGAAUAGCACGUGACCAUGCAUGCUGUCAACUUCAUUUGACCAUUUAGUUCAUAUGUUCUGUUAAUUUCAUGUGACUAGAUGGUGUGAACAUCGUUACCAUGAAAGUCCUACGAUUAAUAUCGUGUUUAAUUUCUUAGUCAGAUAAUCCGUGCACAUUUUCCCGAAUUAUACCUUGCUCCAACUCAGAAAACAUAUCAAAAUGAUCGUCACUACUCACUACCAACCCAUAUCCAUGCAAGAAGGUCCAUAGGUAAUGUUCGAAAUAGUUUACCGUAUUUUGUGUAAUAAAAAAUUCUUAACAGCAACGCAGUGUUUUGAAACUCAAUUUGACGUCCAAGCUUAAUGACAAUCGCCAUCCAAUGUCAAUAUGUCCUUCAGUGCUUUUGAGGUUGAAGGUUUUGGUUCCUAUGGCCAUAAGUAUCAAGGUCCCUGUAGUCAAUGUCAUUGGAUGCCACGGAACAAAGACGUUUGGUGACAUGGGUAUGUAAUCUGGUACAAUCUGUAAUACAUGGAGUGAGUUAGACUGUGAUAUCCAUGCAACCAGUGUGUUAUUUGUCUUAUGAUCUGUCUAUUAAACCUGUCCAUCUUAAUUCGAAUGUGUAAUUGUCUAUAUACUAGUACAGUGUAUAUGAGUAUUACAAUACUUUCGUUGUACUAGCAAUACCAACCGUUACAUCAUUUAUCAUGUCUGAUCCUCGAAAUUCAAGUUGUUACGCUCACUCACGGUCUCGGCGCGAAACAGCGAAUGCAGUGAGAGUAGCCCCUGGAUAUCGAGGAUGGUCCUGCCCAAAACCCGCUUACAAAAUGUUGAUGUGUGAGUAUUACAUGCUUAUCAGAAUGCUUGGUUAGAUAUAUAAAUCUUUAGUCGUAUCAUUCUGUAAAAUCUAAUAGAAGAAAAGUCACAUAACGUUAGGAAGUUCAUGAUACGUUGCCAGAAUUAUUCAUAUGUAGAAGCUGUUUCACCAUAUGAAUGAUAUUUUUUAAGUAC